UAUUAUUGUUUAUAUUAACAAAAUUUAUUUAUAAACUAACGUAUAGUAAUUGUAUAUACAAAACACUCUUUCUAUUAGGUACUUCCUAUUGCUCACUCAUUCGUUAUUAUACAUUUAGUUUCAAAAUGGCAGCAGCCACAGAUGAGCUGAUGCUAUUGGAAAGAGUAUUUCUAUGUCUUGGAAAUGCCGAUACCGAUGAACAACUCCAAGCAUCAGUAUGCAAAUUUUUACCACCAGUGUUAUUAAAGCUGUCGAGCCCUCAAGAGGGUGUAAGAAAAAAAGUUAUGGGUUUAUUAGUACAUAUAAAUAAAAGAGUUAAAAGCCGUCCCAAAGUUCAGCUUCCUGUUGAAGCUUUGUUGCUUCAAUAUCAAGAUCCAGCAGCUAGUUCAUUCGUUAUUAAUUUCACUAUAAUAUACAUCAAGUUGGGUUAUCCACGAAUGGAGAUGAAAAAACAAGCUGAAUUACUAUCUAUUGUAUUGAAUGCCAUAGAAGGGAAACCUUUGUCUCAUCAAGACAGCCUACUACUAAUGAUAAUGCCUGCCCUGGGUUACAUAGACAUUCCAUCGAAUCCUGAAAAACGUGCUGCCCUUUUGGGUCUCCAAGAUAAACCUUACGUAACAAAACAACUACUGAAUUUUAUGUUGGACAUGUUACUAUUACCUUACGGCUCAAUAGGCCAAGUGAAUGAUCGAGAACCGGGACAAUCUAUCGACUGGUCUCAAUAUCCAGUUCCUCCUGGUCUUAGCGAGUACUCAUUUAAAAAAGUUAUUGGUGACAAUCCUCCAACUGCUGAGCAAUUAGAAAAAAUAAAACUAGGUAUUGUAAAAUUCGUAUCUGGAGGUUUCUUUCCAGAAUCUGAUAUAUUAGUACAUCUAAUCGUAGCCGCAGCAGAUACUCGUUUUAGUGUUGCUAACUUAGCUGAUGCAGAAUUGAAAAAAGUAGUCACCAGUCUAGAUUGGUCAUCAAUGGAAUUAGCUGUUCCACUUUACACACUAUAUUUAGGAAAUACUAAUUUAAAAUCAAGCAAAAACAUUAAACCAGAACAUAAAAGGCAAUCAGCAAAUACACGAAUUCGUUUGAAGCUUCUUCAUUACUUAUGUCGUGUUACAGGCGCUGGAUUUAUUAUAUCAGCAUGUGUAGCAUUAAUUUUUGAUACACUCUAUGGAACCAAUACGAACAAAAAACUUAAAUCUCUUGCUCUAGACUUUACUCUUAAAAUGGUCAUGCAAUGCAAUCUCGAAUCAUUAUCUCGUGUAGCUAUGAUCAUUCAUAACGGAAUGAUAAAAUUCAUUAAGGAUGGUGAACCUGAGUAUAAAAUAAAAGCUUAUAUAAUAGUUGGUCAACUGGGAAGUCGUAUUCCAGAUUUAGUAAAAAAUGAUUUUCGUUUUAUUGGACAUUUCUUUAAAGCUUUAGCAGAUGCUGAUGGUGAGACGAAAAGAAUAAUACGUGAAACAUUAGUUACUUUAUCAUCAGCAUUGGUAUUAAAUCCAGAUGACGAAGUAUCAAUUAAUAGUAUGAUUGAACUUCUUUCUAUUUGUAUUAAAUUAAAAGCAGAACCAAGUGUGAGAUCAACUGCUGUUCAUUAUGUAGCAACAAUAUUUCCACCUAAUCAUAUACCAUCACGAUAUUUAUUACUUGUAUCUUGUGGUGAUGAGAAAAAUGAAGUUUCAUCAGAAGCUAUUAAAGCAUUGUAUGGAACAGCUUAUAGAAAUGAACGUAAUAAAUCUGACAUCAAAGCACAUUUUUUCCCCGAUUUCCCAGAAAUAAUUGUUUAUCUCAAUGAAAAAGCUCAAAAGAGAUUGAGCUCAGCUAAAACAUGUGUUAAUAUUGGUAAUCAUACUUUACCAUAUAAUAUAGCCACUUUGAACGAAAUAAUUAACUAUCUACGGCUGUGUCUGGCUAAAAGCGCAAAAUUACCAUUACAUGAAGGCCUAAUUGAAAAUCAUCCUUGUGAAUAUACUCCUAUGAUUACUAGAUAUUGGAAAGAAUUACUUGAACAGCAUCCAGAAUAUCUAGAUUAUUAUUUGGAACUCGUUACAUUACCUGCUUAUGUGACAUCAGAUGUAAUUCCUCUUACAGCAUUGUUAGAACUUGUUGGCACAAUACCACCUCCAAUGACUAAUCGUUUUGUUAAAGAUUUACCCUGGAUUAGAACGCUACUUGGUUCUAAAAAAGCUGAUGUCCGAGAAUUAGCAGCAAAAAUUCAUGCAAUAAUUACGACUUAUAAUUUUGAUUUGAAAGAAUUUGAAUUGCAAGUUGGUGAGUUAAUUAAUUUAACGAAUAAUCGAGAUGUUGAAACACAACAUGGUGCUGUACUUGCACUUUCAUACAUGAUGGAACGUAAAUUAUUUGAAUUGAGACAUACUGAAAAUCCUGAUAUGCUUCUUAGUUGGCCAAUUUAUAGUGAAACAAUAAAGACAAUGUGUAAUUUCUUAAAAAGCAAUACGAUUCUUUUAUCUGAAGCAGUGGUGCAAGGUAUUGGUAUUAUUGGUAAGGUUUUUCCUUUGCCAUUACCAGCAGAAACUACGGAUGAAGGAUUGAGCACGAAACAAAUAGUUGAAUAUUUUUUUGAAAUUUUGAAUAAUCCUAGAUUAAAUCAUAAGAUAAAAGAAAUUGCCGUGCAAUCAUUGGGAUUUUUAUGCAUUCAAGAGUCAUUUGCACAUACAAAAUAUAUUGUAGAAAAAUUUAUUGAUUUCGCUAAAGAAACUAAAAAUUCUGUGAUGCAUUUUACCAUUGCUGAGACUUUAGUACUUUGUAUACAAAAAUCAGGAGCUAAAGAAGCUCGAGACAUUUGGAAAACGUUGCCUGAUGAAUAUGAACAAAAUUUCUCACAAGAAAGUGAUAAUCUCUUAGUAUUUUUACUUGAUCGAUUAUUAAAACUUGCAAUUGAUCCUCAUCCCAAUUCAAGACAGGCCAUUUGUAUUUGGUUAAUAGCAAUUUUACGUCAUAACGCAAAUCGUAAACAGGUAGUAGAACGACUAAUCCAAAUUCAAAGUGUUUUUAUGGACUUUUUAGCAGAAAAUAAUGAAUUAGUUCAAGAUGUAGCGUCUAAAGGUAUAUGUUUGGUGUAUGAUAGUAGUGAUGAAAAUAAUCGUGAUAUAUUAAUAUCAAAUUUACUUAAUCAACUGUCAGAUGGUCGUAGAAGUGUUCAACAAGUGACUCCAGAUACUAAAUUAUUCGAAGAAGGACAAUUAGGUAAAGCACCAAGUGGUGGUAAUAUAACAACUUACAAAGAAAUUUGUUCGCUAGCAUCAGAUUUAAAUAAACCAGAUUUAAUUUAUAAAUUUUUACAUCUUGCUAAUCACAAUGCUGUCUGGACAUCGAAAAAAGGUGCAGCUUAUGGAUUUUCAGCUAUAGCAUCAAUUGCCAAAGAUGAAUUGAAUAAGCACCUACCAAGAAUAAUACCUAAGCUAUAUAGAUAUCAAUUUGAUCCAACUCCUAAAAUCCAACAAAGUAUGGCAAGUAUUUGGCAUGCGAUUGUUCCAUCAACACAAAAAGUACUAGAGCAAUAUCAUAAUGAAAUACUUGAUGAUCUUACAUCUAAUUUGGUCCACAGUCAUUGGCGUGUAAGAAUUAGUUGUUGUAAUGCAUUAGGAAAUUUAUUAAAAUCUAGUGCAGCAAUUGAUUAUGAAAAACGUGCUCCAGAGCUGUGGAACCAAUUAUUCCGAGUAAUGGAUGAUAUUCAUGAAGAAACAAGCAAUACUGCGAUAAAUACUGCAAAGUUGUUUAGCAAAGUAUGUGUUUCACAAUGUGAUAUUCAACGUGGUAAAUCCGGGGAAAAAGUUUUACAAGCCAUUUUACCUGUUUUAUUAGAUGUAGGCAUUCUACAUACAGUUAAUAAUGUAAGACAACUUUCAUUACAAACAGUAGCACAAUUGGUAUCAAGUGCUGGAAUUUUAUUGAAACCAUCAUUAGUUAAUCUUAUUCCAGCGCUAUUAACGGCUACAGAUGUAGAAAAUACAGAGUUAACUUAUUUAAGUACCAAAUACGGAGGACAAGAGGCUCAAGAAGUAGUUGAUAAUAUGAGGAUGAAUGUUGCUAAAAAUCACUACGCUACAGACACUAUGAAAAAAUGUACGCAGUAUAUUGAUGCAUCGAUUUUAAAAGAAAUGAUGCCGAAGAUAAUUGAAUUACUUAAAUCAAGUAUUGGUCUGGGAUCUAAGGUAUCUAUUUCAUAUUUCUUAGUUUUACUUAGUUCCCAACACAAGCAAGAAUUACAACCGUAUGCUGGUAAAAUUUUAAAUGCCUUGAUGAAUGGUUUACUUGAUAGAAAUGGAACGAUUAGAAAGACAAGUGCUAAUACAAUUGGUCAUAUUGUGGGAUCAGCUAAAGAUUCAAAUCUUGAAAAAUUGUUUAAUACAUUAAACAAUUGGUAUAUGGAAAAAGAAGACGACUUCAUAAGUAUUGCUAUUGGUCAAACUCUACAAUCUAUAAGCAAUCAUAAUCAUGAUGUUAUUAAUAAUUUUUUGGAUAUUGUAAUACCAUUGAUAUUUUUUGCAAUGCAUACAAUUAAAACACCAGAAAACAAAAAUACAAUUGAAUUAUGGACUGAACUCUGGACCGAAGUAGUUCAUGAUACUGAAUCAGCAAUUAAACAGAAUUUAGUUAUUAUUACAGAAAAAUUACGUCUUGCUCUUGAAUCACCUUCAUGGACGAUAAAAGCACAAGCAGCUAACGCAAUUUCUACUAUUGCUCAGAAGAUAAGAUCACCAAUGGAUGAGAACUCUCGAGUUAUUUUAUUGAAUAUCUUGAUUACUCAAUUACAAGGAAAAAUUUGGAAUGGUAAGGAAUAUCUUGUUAAUGCACUAGCUGCUCUAGCUUGUAAUAACAAUGAUGCUCUGGUUAUGGUUGACAAUGGUUUAACUGCUAUGAUUCUUGAUGCAUUGUAUAAAGAAAGCAAAAAAAAUAAUAUUGAGUAUCGAAGACAUGCUUUAAAAGCAUUUGCUGAUGUUUUACAUGGAUUUAAGAUUGAUCGAUUUACACAAAUAUAUGAAAUAGCCCAAGAAAUUUUAAUUAAGAUGUCAAAAAAAAGUGGUAAUAAUGAUGAUAGUAAUAACAAAAAUGACAGUGACAGUGAUGAUGAUAAUCCAUCAGCAGAAGAAGUUGCAAGUAUUCGAGAAAAUAAAAUAAAAUUACAAGAAACAGUUUAUGAUGCUUUAGGUAAAGCAUGGCCUUCUUCUCCAUCCAACAAAGAUACACAAGAUAAAUAUUGUUUAGAAAUUGUUGAACAUUGUUGCAAAAUAUUACCGAAUAGCACGAGGACUAUACAAUCUGCUAUAAUGACGACAUUGAAAUAUUAUGUAGAAAAACUCAUAAUUUUGCAGUUAAAAUAUGUGGAAUUAACUGAAGAAGAUAAGGAGAAAUUAAAUCAAAUUUGUAAAACGCUUUAUCAAAUAUUAACGAUGGCUGUAAAUAUUCCUAAAUAUACUAAAAUUCGAAAAGAAGCAUUAAAUAUUGGAUUAGUUUUAGCCAAAAAUUUAAUUGAAAGUGAAAAUAUACAAGAAAUUGAGUCAUUAAAAAAUGUAUUCCAUCAAUUAUUACCAGAAUUAACUCAGGAUAAUCAACCAGAAAUUCGUAGCCGAGUAAUUGACAUCAAAGCCAUACUAAAAAUUCAAUCGUGAAUUACAUUUUUAUAAUUUAUUGUUUAAUUAUUUGUUAAUCACCAUCUUAACACUACUUAUCUGAUAUUUUUUGUGUCAAUCACUUAAUUAUCAAGUUGAUUCAGAUUUUUAGAUUAUUUGUAGAUUCACCUAUUCAUGUCAAUGGAAAUUUGAUUUUAUUUAUUAAUAC
This is a messenger RNA of Chelonus insularis, 5790 nucleotides long. Its product is annotated as proteasome adapter and scaffold protein ECM29. Gene Ontology annotation, biological process: proteasome assembly. Gene Ontology annotation, cellular component: nucleus; cytoplasm. The record is from RefSeq and is a predicted model, not a curated record. The transcript has 4 exons. NCBI's taxonomy places the organism in Eukaryota, Metazoa, Arthropoda, Insecta, Hymenoptera, Braconidae. Gene Ontology annotation, molecular function: molecular adaptor activity. The coding region runs from base 126 to 5621 and encodes 1831 amino acids.